CCUCUGGAUGGUCUAAUGGAAAAGUUAAUUGCAGCCGAACGCAAAACCCCACGUUCCCACGGGUCGGAAAAACGCCCCACGUGCAGCACCCGGUCUCAGCUAGAGCUGGAGAUGGACGCGGAUAAGGGGAAGCAACGCCAGUACUCGCAGAGGAUGGCGGAGCCUCGCUUCAACAACCCCUACUUCUGGCCGCCCCCCCCCACCAUGCCCAGCCAGCUGGACAACCUGGUCCUGAUCAACAAAAUCAAGGAGCAGUUGAUGGCGGAGAAGAUCCGCCCCCCACACCUGCCCCCCACCUCGGUGGCCUCCCAGCAGCCCCUCCUGGUGCCCCCCUCGCCCGCCGAGAGCAGCCAGUCCAUCAUGUCCCUGCCCAAGCUGCAGCAGGUGCCGGGGCUGCACCCCCAGGCCGUGCCCCAGCCCGACGUGGCCCUGCACGCCCGGCCGGCUACCAGCACCGUCACAGGGUUGGGGCUGGCGUCCCGCGCGCCCGCCGUCAGCACCUCGGAGUCCAGCCCGGGAACCGGGACCACCACGCCCUCGACCCCCACCUCCACCAGCCAGAGCCGCCUCAUCGCCUCCUCGCCCACCCUAAUCUCAGGAAUCACCAGCCCCCCCCUCCUCGACUCCAUCAAGACAAUCCAGGGCCACGGCCUGCUGGGAGCGCCCAAGGCCGAGCGGGGCCGCAAGAAGAUCAAGGCGGAAAACCCGUCGGGCCCGCCCGUCCUGGUGGUGCCCUACCCCAUCCUGGCCUCGGGGGAGACGGCCAAAGAGGGCAAGACGUACAGGUGUAAGGUCUGCCCCUUGACGUUCUUCACCAAGUCGGAGAUGCAGAUCCACUCCAAGUCGCACACGGAGGCCAAGCCCCACAAGUGCCCCCACUGCUCCAAGUCCUUCGCCAACGCCUCCUACCUGGCCCAGCACCUGCGGAUCCACCUGGGCGUCAAACCCUACCACUGCUCCUACUGCGAGAAGUCCUUCCGCCAGCUGUCCCACCUCCAGCAGCACACCCGAAUCCACACCGGCGACAGACCCUACAAGUGCCCCCACCCCGGCUGCGAGAAGGCCUUCACCCAGCUCUCCAACCUCCAGUCCCACCAGCGCCAGCACAACAAGGACAAGCCCUACAAGUGCCCCAACUGCUACCGGGCCUACACGGACUCGGCCUCGCUGCAGAUCCACCUGUCUGCCCACGCCAUCAAACACGCCAAGGCCUAUUGCUGCAGCAUGUGCGGCCGUGCCUACACCUCGGAGACCUAUCUGAUGAAGCACAUGUCCAAGCACACGGUGGUGGAGCACCUGGUCAGCCAGCACUCACCGCAGCGCACGGAGUCCCCCGGCAUUCCCGUACGGAUCUCCCUCAUCUAAGCGGGGAGGGGGGGUGGCAGCAGGACCCCCCCAGCACGAGGAGGAGGAGGAGGAGGAGGAGGACGAGCCCCCCCGGCGCCGCGGGCCGUGCCCCCGCAGGUUUGGUGACACCCAAAGACGGUUUCAGAGCACUUUGAAUCUCUGCGGUUUGGUUUUAUUUUUGGGGGGGAGGCGGAGGGGGGAGGAGCGGUGGGGGUGGGGGCGUCCCCCCUGCCCCCUGCCAGACCCCCCAUCCCCCCCCCAUUUUUGGAUACAAAUAUAUAUAUAUAUUUAUUGGCCAAGAA
Messenger RNA from Pseudopipra pipra, 1649 nucleotides. It is a transcript of the gene ZNF362, whose product is annotated as zinc finger protein 362. Lineage: Eukaryota; Metazoa; Chordata; Aves; Passeriformes; Pipridae. The record is from RefSeq and is a predicted model, not a curated record. Gene Ontology annotation, biological process: regulation of transcription by RNA polymerase II. Gene Ontology annotation, molecular function: DNA-binding transcription factor activity, RNA polymerase II-specific; RNA polymerase II cis-regulatory region sequence-specific DNA binding.